Molecule: messenger RNA, 759 nt
Organism: Nicotiana attenuata
Lineage: Eukaryota; Viridiplantae; Streptophyta; Magnoliopsida; Solanales; Solanaceae
Exons: 2
Coding region: 1-759 (252 amino acids)
Source: RefSeq, a predicted model, not a curated record
AUGUUUGCUCGAAAGAAAGUAGAUGGGAGGGAAUUAUCAAAGAAAUUAGACGCUCAAUUGAAAGCUAGCCAAGCCCAAGAACCCCACAACUCUGAAGAAUCCUACAAGUCUGCUACUGAGGGGGAAGAAACUGAGUCUUCUGAUACUGAAAAUGUAACUUCUGGCCCAGAUACUACUACUGAGUGCCAAGAAAAUAAGGGAAGUAGGUCUGGCGAAGCCGCUAAAGGGCUGGUUAACCUUGGGCAAAAAGUAGAUGAACCUGGUUCAUCAGUUGAAGAAACCCUCGCAGACCUAUUGAAGAAAGUAGGUGACAGCUACAACCCCAAGAAGAAGAGAACUUCCAAGGCUAAGACCCCUGGUAUUGCUAGGUCUAACAAGAAAAUGAAGGCCGCCCCUUCUGUCACUAUUGAAAUUCCUCCCACAAGAGGAAGAGCCACAAGAAGUCAGCUAAAGCAGAAUGAGGAAGAGCUGCAGAGAGCCUUAGAAGAAAGCAAAAAGAAAAGGAUGGACAAAGGGAAGAAGAAGGUGGGAGAGCCUGUUGAGGCUGUUGAUGUUGAUGAGAUGGACCUGGUCCAUCAAGAUGAAGAUGUGAUUGCUGAAGUGGAGGUUCAGACUCCCAAGCCCAAGAAAGCCAAGACUUCUACUAAGAAGUCUACUUCUAUGUCAAAGUCUGUUGAACCAUCCACCCUGACAAAAAGGACCAGGUCUGCAGUGAAAACUAAAAAGGAAAAUAUUGCUGAGGAAGAAUGGAGUGGAUAG